Messenger RNA from Amphimedon queenslandica, 2928 nucleotides. Its product is annotated as beta-galactosidase BoGH2A-like. Gene Ontology annotation, molecular function: hydrolase activity, hydrolyzing O-glycosyl compounds. The transcript has a single exon. Bases 1 to 2928 code for a protein of 975 amino acids. Gene Ontology annotation, biological process: carbohydrate metabolic process. The record is from RefSeq and is a predicted model, not a curated record. Lineage: Eukaryota; Metazoa; Porifera; Demospongiae; Haplosclerida; Niphatidae.
AUGAAGCAAAUUGUGACUCUUCUGCUACUAAGCUUACUAUCCCAAACCUCUCUCUCAUCUUCUCUUCCAAAUCUUGAGCUUAUAAAGAAUGGAGUAGAUCCCAACAGGGAAGUGAUCAACUUUGAUUUCGCAUGGAGGUUCCAGCUAGGAGGUGACAAUACUGGUACAACCUCUUGCCCUGAGACUGACUUUCCCAAAAACCUCAGUGGAGUCGAGUGUAGAGGUCUUCGUUCUGCAAGCACAGCUGCAAGUGCUGAUGAAUGUCGUGGAGAAUGCUGCAGCAACAUAAUGUGUGCAAUAUGGCAGUAUGCUGAUACUAAGGGCUGCUGGAUAGGAGAGAGUACCGAUUGCAAUCACACUAGUAGUAUAUGGGUUGGCGGUGGAAGGGAGACUCCGGCAAAACCUCCUCCACCUGCUACUAACGGUAGGACAUCUCGGGAUUUUGAUGAUAGCAAUUGGGAGGUUGUUGAUUUACCUCAUGAUGCAAUCAUUUCUGGUCAAUAUAGUGAAGACAAUGCUCCAAAAAAGCAAGCCUAUCUACCUAAAAACUCAACUUGGUAUCGCAAGCAUUUUAAUCUUCCGGCAGAAUGGAAAGGAAGAAACAUUUGGGUGUAUUUUGAAGGAAUAUUCAGAGCUUCAAAUACCUACUUGAAUGGACAGCAACUCCAUUAUGAAGACUCAGGCUACACUAGCUUCUAUGUUAAACUUGACAAUGCUUCAAACGUUUUCUACGGUGAUGGAAAGGAGAAUGAGAAUGUCCUUGUGGUAUAUGGUACACCAAACAAUGGCUACUCGGGCUGGUGGUAUGAAGGAGGUGGAAUAUACCGUCACACUUAUCUUGUAUCAGCUGACAUCAUUCAUCUUGUACCUGAUGGAACUUACAUUUCAAUGGCAGUCAAUGGAGAUAUACAUGCACAUGAUCCUAAUGAUAUAAGUAAAGGUGGUUAUGUUGACUCUGUGACAUUUGACGUCAAAAUGGAGGUCAUUAACGAGGACACCCAAGAACAAAAGAGGUACUUUCAACUUACAAUCUUUGAUGCUGAUGGGAAGCAGGUCAAUGUUUCAGGUUCUCCACCUAAUACUUUCAAUGCAGGAGAAUUCAUGAUAUUAGAAGGUACCAUGGCACUACAAAAAGCUGAAAUAUGGAGUCCAGCAAGGCCUUACGUUUAUACAAUGAAGUGUGAUCUAUGGGCUGGGGUUGCUACUGAUACCAUUAAUGUAACUUUUGGAAUAAGGACAACAAAAUGGGAUGCAGACAAAGGCUUCUUUUUGAAUGGGGUCCAUUUCACUUGGAGAGGUUUCAACAAUCACAAUGAUUUCACAGGAGUCGGGGUAGCCGUUCCUGACAGGAUAAACCUGUUCAGGGCCCAGUCCAUGAGGGCAGUGGGUGCUAACUCAUGGCGAAUGUCACACAAUCCUCCGAUACCAGUCAUGCUUGAUAUAAUGGAUAAUGUGGGGAUUAUAGUAUGGGACGAGAACAGGGAAUUUGGUAAUAACUCAAUAUGGGUAGCAAACCAAAGGAACAUGGUUAGGAGGGACAGGAAUCAUCCAAGCGUAAUGGCCUGGUCUUUUUGUAACGAGGCAGGCUGCAACCGUGGUGAUGCUGAAGGAGAUAUAGCAGCAGCAUUUACAGCUGUAUCAAAAGAAGCAGAUCCAUCUCGACCAGUAACUGCUAACAUGAACAGUCAUAUUGGAGAUGGUUUGACAUCACAUAUUGAUGUACAGGGAUUCUCCCAUCGGUCUGGUAGCGUCUUUGACGACUUUCACAAGCAGUUUCCUUCGAUGCCUACCAUUGGGUCUGAGUGCUGCUCUUGCAGGACUCAAAGAGGUGAAGACUUCCCUGAUAACUCUAAGUACAUACUUGGAAACUUUAAUGCAAACUGCAACAAAGAUGAAACUGAAAAUCAGUUGAAUAGAACAUUUGUUGCUGGCUGCAUGGUGUGGACUUUAUUUGAUUAUUACGGCGAGCCAUCAUUCGGUGGUUGGCCUCAUGUUUCGUCAGCUUUUGGUUCAAUCGACUUGGCUGGAUUUGCCAAAGCCUCUGCGUAUUGGUACCGCUCUUGGUGGCUGUACAAUGGAGUGCACAAUCACAGCACAGGAGGCAUUGAUGUACCUCUUAAUCCACCCAGCCUGGUUAAUCCUGGAGCAGAGCCUUCUGAAGACAAUCCUCAAGAUGGCUACCUUGUACAUAUUGUUGAGCACUGGGAAGAGAAUAAAGCUGCAACAACUCGCACUAUUCAUGUCUACACUAAUGCGCCUUCAGCUGAGCUCUUUGUCAAUGGAAAAUCGCAAGGAGUUAAGGAACUAGUCUGGCAAGGAUGGGCAGAAUGGGACAGUGUGAGUUUUGCAGCAGGUAAUCUCACAGCAACAGCUAUUGAUGAUAAGAAGACUGUAGUAGCAACUCAUACAGUGCUGACAACAGGAGAAGCUAAGACAAUUAAAGCAUUCAUUGAUGUCCCUAGUAAAGAAACAGGAACAGGAUCAGCCCUGCUACUAAAUGGACAAGAUGCUGGGAUGGUGGGUGCUGCACUGAUGGAUGCCAAUGGAAAAAUAGCUCACAGUUCAUCUCUUAAUGUAUCAUUUAGCAUAGUGAGUGGACCAGGGAGGAUAAUAGGAGUAGGUAAUGGAGACCCUACAUGCCAUGAACCAAACCAGGCCCCAUGGAGGAGUGCUUAUCACGGCCUUGCUAGAGCUAUCAUACAAGUAACUCAAGAUCAUACAACACCAAACAGAGAGAGAAUCAUACAGAUAGACAGUGAUGGAGGGCAAAAGACUCUUAUUGGAGAUCCCAAGAUACCAAGAGAGCCAUUAGAUGGUAUAGUAGUACAGGUAUCAGCUCAAGGGGUUGGUACAGAUACUGUAACAAUACCAGUUAGUACUGAUACUAAUGAUGGAGUGAUACCUACUGCUAGGAAAUCACGUCAAUAA